AUGGCGCACGAAAAUGAUGGCCAGCCAGGCGUUCAGAAAGCGGAAGAUUCGGAGACACCAGAUGUGAUUAAAAUCGUAACGAAGGACAAGUGCGUCUUCCACGUGCCUCGAGAUGUGAUUCAUAUGUCGAAAACAAUCAAGACAAUGAUUAGCGAUCUCGGUGUUGACAGCAGCGACCCGAUUCCGAUUUGUAAUGUUUACGGUAUUAUUAUGAAGAAAGUGCUGGAUUGGUGCACAUACCACAAAGACGACCCACCAUUUGUUGAAGACGAGAACAAAACGAGAACAAUGGAAAUCUGCGCAUGGGAUAGGCAGUUCUUCAACGUCGAUCAGGGAACAAUAUUCGAAUUGAUCUUGGCUGCAAAUUACCUAGACAUCAGAGGUCUGCUUGACGUUGCAUGUCGAGUUGUCGCCAGCAUGAUCAAUGGAAAAACUCCUGAGGAGAUCCGCCGUACCUUCAAUAUCAGAAAUGACUUCACGCCAGAAGAAGAAGCACGUAUUCGUAAGGAGAACGCAUGGGUGGAGGGAUAA
Ostertagia ostertagi is the source of this 531-nucleotide messenger RNA. Lineage: Eukaryota; Metazoa; Nematoda; Chromadorea; Rhabditida; Trichostrongylidae. The record is from the annotation of a GenBank genome assembly.